Molecule: messenger RNA, 1112 nt
Organism: Mya arenaria
Lineage: Eukaryota; Metazoa; Mollusca; Bivalvia; Myida; Myidae
Product: LIM domain-containing protein A-like
Exons: 3
Coding region: 1-360 (119 amino acids)
Source: RefSeq, a predicted model, not a curated record
AUGAGGAUUCACGAUUCUAGUCCGCAUAUCAGUCACGAGUCUAACCCGCACAUCAGUCACGCGUGUAGUCCGCACAUCAGUCACGAGUCUAGUCCGCACAUCAGCAACGAGCCUAGUCUGUCCGCACACGAGUCUAGUCGGCUUAUCAGUCACGCGUCUAGUCCGCACAUCAGUCACGCGUCUAGUCCACACAUCAGUCACGCGUCUAGUCCGCACAUCAGUCACGCGUCUAGUCCACACACCAGUCACGCGUCUAGUCCGCACAGCAGUCAGGAGUCUAGUCCGCACAUCAGUCACGAGUAUAGUCCGCACAACAGUCACGCGUCUAGUCCGCACAUGAGCAACGAGCCUAGUCUGUAAAUCAGUCAUGAGUAUAAUCCGCACAUCAGUCACGAGUAUAGUUCACACAUCAGUCACGCGUCUAGUCCGCACAUCCGAGUCACGAGUCUAAUCCGCACAUGAGUCACGCGUCUAGUCCGCACACCAGUCACGAGUCUAGUCCGCACAUCAGUGACGCGUUUAGUCCGCACAUCAGCAACGAGCCUAGUCUGGAAAUCAGUCACGCGUCUAGUCCGCACAUCAGUUACGAGUCUAGUCCGCACAUCAGUCACGCGUUUAGUACGCACAUCAGUCACGAGUCUAAUCCGCACAUCAGUCACGCGUCUAGUCCACACAUCAGUCACGAGUCUAAUCUACAAAUCAGUCACGCGUCUAGUCCGCACAUCAGUCACGCGUGUAGUCCACAAAUCAGUUACGCGUCUAGUCUGCACACCAGUCACGAGUAAAAUCCGCACAUCAGUCACGCGUGUAAUCCGCUUAACUGUCACGCGUAAAGUCUGCAGGUCAUUCACGCGUCAAGUCCACACAUCAAUCACGCGUCUUGUCUUCUUAACAGUCACGCGUCCAGUAUUUUUUGACAAAAGUUAACAUUUAUAAUUGAUAUUUUUUCAAUCGCAUAAUACUUAUGUACUUUAAUCUUACGGAUGCCGAUGAAUGUCUAGGUUGGGUUUGUUAAGAAACGAGCAAUGUUGAGAAAACUGGUAAUUCAUGUUAUUUGUUUGUGAAUGAAGUUCCUGUGCAGUACUAUCAGCAAUGAAAACAGCUAUUCGCUU